Molecule: messenger RNA, 849 nt
Organism: Funneliformis mosseae
Lineage: Eukaryota; Fungi; Glomeromycota; Glomeromycetes; Glomerales; Glomeraceae
Source: the annotation of a GenBank genome assembly
AUGCCACGACAGAUUAAAAAACGUUCAAAGACCAUUGAAUCCCGUAAAGUUGAUCCUUUGGUUAAUGAUAUCAUUCAGGCCCCACCUGAAAUUAAACUCCCUUGGCCACCUGCCGUUACCGCGGAAGAUUUCGUGCGAAACAGACCUAAAACAAAGAUUGACAUCAAGAGCCCAAAUUCAUUUUUCGUUUAUAGGGCAGCCUUUGUUAAACAACUGUUAAUUGAACAGCACAAGUUUAAAAUGACUCAAGUUUCCAAGUGGGCCAGCUCCUCAUGGAAGAAUGAAAGUAAAGAAGUAAAGGAGACUUACAAAGUAAUGGCUCAAAAAAUCGAUAAAGAAUUUCAAGAAAAAAGAAAAGCGAUUAAAGGUUAUCGAAUUGUUUGCGAGAAUUAUGGUCAAAAGUCAAUAGAAGAAGACCCUCAAGAACAAAACGAUAAUCCAAUUCCCGAUUUAAUAACCUGGCAACCACCAAAUUAUCCAGAAUAUUUUCCAUACAUAAUAAAUAUGACCCCAGUCGCAUCUCCUGGAUCUACGUCAUCAGAUACCUACGAAUCUGACAAUACAAUCAACAAUAGUCCAAUUAGUCCGAGAAGUACGGAUUUCUCGUUUUACGAAAAUCACUUCAAUUUUAAUAACAAUACUGACCGUGUUUAUUUACCAACGAGUACAUCUUUCACCGGUAAUUUUUGCGCAUCAAUUUUCACCGAUGUUGUUGAUCAUGACAAUUCAGACGAUUCCCAAACCAAUAUCGAAGAAUCCGAAUAUUAUAAUCCUGCCGUUUGCAUUGUAUCAGAAACUCCGGGAUGUUUUAUUGAGGAUCAUUAUAAUGAUUACUUAUCAUGGAAUUGA